Messenger RNA from Dioscorea cayenensis subsp. rotundata (Guinea yam), 568 nucleotides. RefSeq lists its product as uncharacterized. The record is from RefSeq and is a predicted model, not a curated record. The transcript is spliced from 2 exons. The coding region runs from base 117 to 431 and encodes 104 amino acids. Lineage: Eukaryota; Viridiplantae; Streptophyta; Magnoliopsida; Dioscoreales; Dioscoreaceae.
GGAUUUCCCAAGAAAUCUGCAGAUAAGGAAAAGGUUAGGGGGCUAAAUGCAAAACUUAAGACACUAUAUAAGCGAUGAAAUUUUAGAAAACCUGGAAAGAAAGAGAGAAGGGAGAGAUGGAGAAGGAGAGGAAUGACGAUGGGAUAGCUCUCAGUCAAGGGAUCGUGAUCCGAUGCUCCAAAACGGCGUUCAUGCUCUCGUCGAUGAGAUCUUCCCUGCCAGACGGGCUCGCCGCAGAGAGGAACAAUCUGGAAAUGGAGGGAAUGCGGCGAUCGAUUGAGGAGUUGAAAGCAGCGCUGGCCGAGGAGAGAUCGAAGAGGAGAGAAUCGGCUGAAUAUGCCCGGUUGCUACUGACAAUGCUCAUCAAUCUGGUGUUCACCAUCGUGGCCUUCGCCAUGCUUCUCACCUCGCUUUGGGUGAGAUCGAAGUAGCUAGAAUUCGAGGGUGGGUGUGCUUUUGUUCGCCAUUUUUCUGUGAGUUUAUGAGAACUUAAUUUGAAACGUAAGCAUUCGAUUCGUUUUGAAAACUAUGAAUGUUCUCGAAUUAAUCCAUUUCUAUUUUGGCUUUA